Molecule: messenger RNA, 2548 nt
Organism: Phoenix dactylifera (date palm)
Lineage: Eukaryota; Viridiplantae; Streptophyta; Magnoliopsida; Arecales; Arecaceae
Product: RNA helicase family protein
Cellular component (GO): intracellular anatomical structure
Molecular function (GO): RNA binding; helicase activity; ATP hydrolysis activity
Source: RefSeq, a predicted model, not a curated record
CCAUCGGUUUUCGGCCAUUCGAGAGGGAGGAGAGGGAGCGAGGGAUCCCAGAAACCCUCCGAAGCUUCUUCCCCUCCAAAACCCCUAAUUCCCUUCUUUCCCUCUUCCUCUCUUCUCUUCCCCUACCGCGAGCUGCUCGAUCCUCCUAGCCAUCUAUCCUCACCCAUGGCGGUGCUCCCGAUUCUUGAAUUCGAAGAGAAGAUCGUGGAGACCGUGGACGAGAACCCGGUGGUGGUGAUCAUCGGGGAGACGGGCUCGGGGAAGAGCACUCAACUCUCCCAGAUCUUGCACCGGAGAGGAUACACCCGUUCUGGGAUGAUCGCCAUCACCCAGCCUCGCAGGGUUGCCGCGGUCUCUGUCGCUAGGAGGGUUGCGCUUGAACUUGGUGUUCAACUUGGUGAAGAAGUUGGUUAUGCAAUCCGUUUCGAAGAUCGAACUUCUUAUAGAACUUGCAUUAAACUUUUGUGCUAUGGAACACUCAGGUACUUGACUGACGGUUGUCUACUUCGCGAGAGUCUAUCAAAUCCGGAGUUAGAGCAGUACUCAGUCAUUAUUUUGGAUGAAGCCCAUGAACGUAGUUUGAAUACUGACAUAUUGCUGGGGUUGAUGAAACGAUUAGUCAAGACACGUUCUUCAAAUUUAAAAGUUCUUAUCACCUCGGCAACCUUGGAUGGUGUAAAGGUAUCAAGAUUUUUUUCAGGUUGUUCUAUAUUGAAUGUCCCAGGAACGUUGUUUCCUGUGGAGAAGUUGUACAGCACCGAGCGUACCACAAACUAUGUCAAAUCUUCUCUCAGAACUGCUCUUGAUAUACACGUCCGUGAACCGCCUGGGGAUGUCUUAAUAUUCAUGACAGGACAGGAUGACAUUGACAAAAUGGUGUCAAAAUUGGAGGAAAGAAUUCAAAACCUUGAGGAAGGUUCUUGUAUGGAUGCUAUUGUCCUCCCACUUCAUGGUUCAUUGCCACCCGAAAUGCAGGUACGUGUAUUCAGUCCUGCACCACCAAAUUGUAGGCGCUUUAUUGUUGCGACGAAUAUAGCUGAAACUUCUUUGACUGUUGAUGGUGUUGUAUAUGUUAUCGAUUGUGGUUAUGUGAAACAACGUCAGUACAACCCAUCAACUGGAAUGUAUUCUCUUGAUAUUGUGCAAAUUAGCAGAGUACAAGCCAAUCAGCGUGCUGGACGAGCUGGAAGAACUCGUCCUGGCAAGUGCUAUCGAUUAUACCCUGCCUCUGUCUACCAGGAAGAGUUUCUUGAUGCAACAGUGCCGGAAAUCCAGCGAUCAUCUCUUGCUGGAAGUGUUCUCUACCUGAAAUCCCUAGAUCUUCCUGACAUUGAUAUUUUGAAGUUUGAUUUUCUUGAUCCACCAUCACGUGAAUCGCUAGAAGAUGCUUUAAGGCAGUUAUACCUCAUUGAUGCAAUUGAUGAAAAUGGACAGAUAACUCAUAUUGGACGAACUAUGGCUGAGCUUCCACUGGAGCCUUCACUUUCAAGGACUUUGAUUGAGGCAAAUGAGCUGGGAUGUUUGUCUCAGGCUUUGACCGUUGCAGCAAUUCUAUCAGCAGAAAUUACAAUUCGUCCUACUAGAAGUAAGGCCAAGGAGAGGAAGAGGAAGCAGCCAUUCUCAAACCUUCCUGAUGGUUCUGGCUGGGGUGAUCACAUUCAGUUGCUUCAAAUAUAUGAGAGCUGGGAUCAAGCUGACUAUGAUCUGAAUUGGUGUAUGGAUAAUGACUUGCAGAUACGAAGCAUGAAGUUCUGCAAGGAUGUUAGGAAGCAAUUAUCUCAGAUAAUACAGAAGAUUGCCAAAGGGCCAGUGGAUGUACAAUCAAGCUUAAAAUAUAAAAAGGGCGAAAAAGACUACCAAAAAUUGAGGAGAGCUUUAUGCAGGGGCUAUGGGAAUCAGCUGGCUGAGCGAAUGUUGCAUCACAAUGGCUACCAUACACUUGGUUACAGGUCACAACUUGUGCAGGUACAUCCAUCCUCAGUUCUAGAAGCUGAUGAAGAUGGGCAGUUGCCAGACUAUGUCGUGUACCAUGAACUCAUAAAUACCUCGCGCCCUUUCAUGAGAAAUGUAUGUGCAGUUGAAAUGUCAUGGGUUCUGCCCAUGUUAAAGAAACUAGAGAAAAUGGACACCAACAGACUAAGUGGUGGUGCUGGCGUUUCAAAGGUGUGUGAACCCAUGAAGGAAAAACUAAUGAACUCAUCCACGAAAGAGGCAAAUGAUAGCAAAAAACCUGACUCUGUGGAUAGUAAAAUUCGGGCAGCUCGUGAGCGAUAUCUUGCUCGAAAAGCAAAGAAAUAGCAACUGUAUCCUUCUUGGCAAAAGGAAACCUUUUGUUUUUUUAUAAUUCUGUAUUUUCUUUUAUUACUUUUAAGGUGCUAAAAAUAGUUGCAUUCAUUUUUUUUUGCGAGAAAGUGAGAAUGUUUAUAUUGAAGUUAUAGGAGAAAUUCACAGUUAAUAACCUUAAUUUCAAUGCACUAAGCAAUCAUACGUUUGUAAAACUGAACCAAGUUUAUAAUGGACAGUAAUAUUCUUUUCAAUAUUGGGAAUC